Penicillium pulvis is the source of this 1236-nucleotide messenger RNA. Its product is annotated as cyclic nucleotide-binding domain-containing protein. NCBI's taxonomy places the organism in Eukaryota, Fungi, Ascomycota, Eurotiomycetes, Eurotiales, Aspergillaceae. The coding region runs from base 1 to 1236 and encodes 411 amino acids. The transcript has a single exon. The record is from RefSeq and is a predicted model, not a curated record. Gene Ontology annotation, cellular component: nucleus.
AUGGCUGAAAGCUCAGUCCCGGGGUCUAACCCAUUCGUCCACUCCAACAGACCCGAUAAAUCUUCCAACUUCCAAAAAAUAUCGGAGGAUGAGGAAUUCGAGGUGACGUCACCCACCGAUAUGACUUUUCGACAGGCCAACGUAGGCGCCUUGUCAGGGACCGCACUUUUCGGAGGAAGCGCAUUUAGUGAAAGCGGGUCACAAGCCUUUGGUGGCUCUUUGUUUGGCCGGGGAAGUCCCUUUGACUCGGGACCAUCGGGCGGGGGCAACGCAGGCGGCGACGAGCCUGAAAAUCUACAAGUCCCCGCAGGAGAGGGAUUGCCGAACAAUUAUGCGCUGGGUCGUCGCACCUCGGUGUCGGCAGAGUCCUUGAACCCAACAUCAGCCGGUGCAGAGGGAUGGACACCCCCGCGUCACCCCAAGACGCAAGAGCAGCUGGCGCGGCUUCGGACCGCUGUCAGUGGGAACUUCUUGUUUUCUCACCUCGAUGACGACCAGUUCAAGACCGUACUUGACGCACUGGUUGAGAAGCCAAUUCCUGCCAAGGACAUUAAGGUGAUCUCACAGGGUGAUGCAGGUGACUAUUUCUACAUUGUGGAGAACGGCCACUUCGACAUUUAUAUUCACUCAGCCGGUGCAGUGCAGCCUGGCCCAGAUGGUCUGGGCAACAAGGUUAGCAGCACUGGACCCGGCGGCUCCUUUGGUGAACUGGCCCUGAUGUAUAAUGCCCCACGCGCGGCGACGGUUAUUUCUACUGAACCUAAAAGCACUCUCUGGGCGUUGGAUCGCAUUACUUUCCGGCGGAUUCUGAUGGACUCUGCAUUCCAGCGACGCCGCAUGUAUGAGGCCUUCUUAGAGGAAGUGCCGCUUCUCUCCUCUCUCAAGCCUUAUGAGCGGUCUAAGAUCGCCGACGCCUUGGAUACAAUCAAGUAUCCUGCCAAUGCCACCGUCAUUUCCGAAGGUGACCCAGGUGACGCGUUCUAUCUGUUGGAGUCAGGCGAGGCUGAGGCGCUCAAGGGUGGCGUGCCUGUGAAGAGCUAUCAUCGGGGUGACUACUUUGGCGAGUUGGCCUUGUUGGAUGACAAGCCGCGUGCGGCGAGCAUUGUCACUAAGACCGAUGUCAAGGUGGCCCGCCUGGGCCGGGACGGAUUCAAGAGACUGCUUGGACCUGUGGAGGAUAUCAUGCGUCGGGCCGAUUAUAAGGUAGACGCGUCCAAGUCUCCUGGUGAUUCAUGA